AUGCAAAAGGAAACUGAAGGGGACCGGGAGAUCAACCCCCAGCAGAUCCCCUGGUUAGUAUGGGCUUCCAAUGUGCCAGGGAGAGCGAAAAAUGCACCUCCUAUAAUAAUUAAACUCAAAGAAGGGAAACAACCAGUUAGGAUCAAGCAGUAUCCUUUGAGAAAAGAGGACAGGGAAGGAAUUAGGCCAGUGAUUGAGAACUUCUUACAAUUAGGAUUACUAAAAGAAUGCCAAUCUGAGUUUAAUACUCCUAUCUUACCCGUUCAGAAACCUGAUGGUUCAUACCGGGUGGUGCAAGAUUUACAGGCUUUUAAUAAGAUAACUGAAGAUCUUUAUCCAGUAGUAGCAAACCCAUAUACUUUAUUAACAUGCUUAACACCAGAGUUUACUUGGUUUACUGUUGUAGACCUGAAAGAUGCCUUCUUUUGCCUCCCUCUCCAUGAAGCCAGUCAGAAAAUUUUUGCAUUUGAAUGGGAAAAUCCUAGAACUGGACGGAGAACUCAACUCACAUGGACAGUACUUCCCCAAGGGUUUAAAAAUUCUCCUACUUUGUUUGGAGAGCAGCUUGCCAAGGACUUAGAGGCCUGGAGCACCCCCCCAGAAGAAGGAAAGCUGCUGCAGUACGUAGACGAUCUUCUAAUAGCCACUAAGACGGAAGAAGCAUGUGUGGCCUGGAUGGUGAGUCUCUUAAACUUUUUGGGACGCCAGGGGUAUAGAGUAUCAAAGAAAAAGGCUCAGGUGGUGAAGCAGAAGGUUAUCUACCUGGGAUACGAAAAACAGGGGAUUGCCCUGGGAAUACUAGCACAGAACCUCGGGCCAUACCGAAGGGCAGUUGCUUACUUCUCUAAGCAGCUGGAUGCAACGGCCAAAGGAUGGCCAGGGUGCCUCAGGGCGGUGGCAGCAGUUGUGAUGAAUAUUCAGGAGGCACGCAAAUUCACCCUGGGCCAGAAAAUGACUGUAUUGGUGUCUCACACAGUAUCUGCAGUAUUGGAGGUAAAAGGGGGGCACUGGCUUUCCCCACAAAAGUUCUUGAAAUACCAAGCUAUUAUGGUGGAACAAGAUGAUGUGGAAAUAGUGGUGACUAAUAUUGUCAACCCAGCUUCUUUUCUCAGUGGAAAUCAAGGAGAACCAGUACACCACGAUUGUUUAGAGACUAUGGAAGCCACCUACUCCAGCCGACCAGACUUGAAAGACACCCCUUUUGAUGAUGCAGAAACCUGGUUUACUGAUGGAAGCAGCUACGUCAUCAGUGGGAAGCGAUAUGCUGGGUAUGCAGUUACCAGCAGUAAAGAGGUACUAGAAUCUGGAUCUUUGCCAACAGAUACCUCUGCACAGAAGGCUGAGAUAGUUGCCCUGAUCCGUGCCUUGGAAAUGGCAAAAGGGAAGAGAAUAAAUAUAUAUAUACAGACUCAAGAUAUGCAUUUGGGGUUGUGCAAGCACAUGGAGCUCUCUGGAAAGAAAAAGGACUGUUAA
Molecule: messenger RNA, 1473 nt
Organism: Oenanthe melanoleuca
Lineage: Eukaryota; Metazoa; Chordata; Aves; Passeriformes; Muscicapidae
Molecular function (GO): RNA-DNA hybrid ribonuclease activity; nucleic acid binding
Source: RefSeq, a predicted model, not a curated record